AUGCAUACAAUGAAGAUGAUCUGAUGUUAUACUGGAAACAUGGAAACAAGUCCCUGACCACAGAUGAGCAAAUCUCCCUCUCCCAGUUCUUCAUUGAAGAAUUCAGUGCUUCCAGUGGACUAGCUUUUUACAGCAGUACUGGUUGGUACAAUCGACUUUUUAUAAACUUUGCACUCCGGAGACAUAUUUUCUUUUUUGUGCUACAAUCCUAUUUCCCAGCCAUGCUGAUGGUGAUGCUAUCUUGGGUUUCAUUUUGGAUUGACAGAAGAGCCGUUCCUGCCAGGGUAUCACUAGGUAUAACUACAGUGCUGACAAUGUCUACCAUCAUGACAGGAGUAAGUGCCUCAAUGCCUCAAGUGUCUUACAUAAAGGCUGUGGAUGUGUACUUAUGGAUCAGCUUCCUUUUUGUCUUCCUGUCAGUCAUUGAAUAUGCAGCAGUGAACUAUCUCACCACAAUUGAAGAGAGAAAGCAACUCAAAAAAAAGGGCAAGGCUUCAGGAAUGUAUAGUAUCGAUGCAGUGCAAGCAAUGGCUUUCGACGGCUGCUUUCAUGACACAGAUGUGGACAUGGACCUGACUCCUCUCUCAGACCGCAGUGAAGAGAAUGAGACUCAGGAACGUGCAGCCAGUGUCUCCAAUGUGGACACACCUCGCAUCAAGAGGAAGAGAUCUCUGAAGGGAAAUGUGGGCAGGAUUAUUUUACAGAACAAUCAUGUUAUUGACACAUAUUCCAGGAUUAUAUUUCCCAGUGUGUAUAUUGUGUUCAAUUUUUUUUACUGGGGUUUGUACAUAUGA
Messenger RNA from Pterocles gutturalis (yellow-throated sandgrouse), 794 nucleotides. RefSeq names its product gamma-aminobutyric acid receptor subunit rho-3-like. The transcript is spliced from 4 exons. Gene Ontology annotation, biological process: nervous system process; chemical synaptic transmission; signal transduction. The annotation marks the transcript as partial. Lineage: Eukaryota; Metazoa; Chordata; Aves; Pterocliformes; Pteroclidae. The record is from RefSeq and is a predicted model, not a curated record. Gene Ontology annotation, cellular component: GABA-A receptor complex; neuron projection; synapse. Gene Ontology annotation, molecular function: GABA-A receptor activity; neurotransmitter receptor activity; extracellular ligand-gated monoatomic ion channel activity.